Molecule: messenger RNA, 1129 nt
Organism: Acanthochromis polyacanthus (spiny chromis)
Lineage: Eukaryota; Metazoa; Chordata; Actinopteri; Pomacentridae
Product: collectin-11-like
Exons: 4
Coding region: 1-597 (198 amino acids)
Source: RefSeq, a predicted model, not a curated record
AUGAGGCUGUGUCUCCUGCUCUCCAUCUUCUGCCUGAUGGCUUCUACUGCCUACAGUCAGUUUCCAGGUCCUCCUGGUCCUCGAGGGCCACGUGGACGUCUUGGACCAGCUGGACCACCUGGACCAGUUAUCAUAUGUGGACAAGAUUCUUUUGGGCAUGUACGCCAGGACGUUGAGACCUUACGGAGGACCAUCACUGUGUUAGAAUUGGCUAUAAACUUUGAUUUUGUUCGGAGCGUUGGUCAGAAACACUUUGUGUCCAGCAAGGAGAGAGGAUCCUUCUCGAAUGCCGUAGACUUCUGCUCCCAACGAGGCUUAGAGCUGGCUUUACCACAGAACGAGGAGGAGAACAGCAUGCUGACUCAGUUGUAUGGUGAGGCUGAUAAAAGGGCCUGGAUCGGCGUCAACAAUAAAAAGGCAGAGGGGGAUUUUGAGUUUGAUAUGAAAAAGCGACCUCUGACCUUCACCAAAUGGGGACAAGGGCAGCCAGACAGGUCCAUCCAGGAAACAGGCUGCACCAUGGUGACAGAGAACGCUGUCUGGAAAGUGACACGCGAAUGUUCUCUGAAUGCUUACAUCAUUUGUCAGCUAUUAUAAGAAGGUCUUGUAAGUCAUGCAGUGAUUUUCAGGGGCCACAGAAGAUCCUCAUGUAUUCUCUGCUUAACCUUCAUCUGCUGCAGUCUUUGUUUUCAUCCAAUAGGGUUCCAUUCAGACUUGUGUUGCAUUGAAAGUGAUGAAGAAAUGAAACCAGGUUCCACCCAGAAAUACCACCAUGCUGACAGUCAUGUAAAAAUGAUCAGGAUGUUUGUUAGACAUGAGACUGACUUGUUAAAUCGCCAUCAUUUAAUGUUAGGACUCACAAUAGUGGUGUUGAAUAUAUUCUCAUCUGUCACCUUUACAAGGAAAACUGCUUCAUGGACCCAGUUUAGGAAACCUGUUUGACAAAAAUACAGAUUUUCACAUAUUACAAUUUUCUAAAACACAUUUGUAAAAGUUAGUCUAUGCUUGAGAAACAUGAACACAUAAUCAGCAUCUCAUUGUUGCUGCUGCAGAGACAGUUUUCUGUAAGAAAAAAGUAUACAACGAAGAUAUAAACAAAAUGAUGUACUCUGUCAGUAUACCCCAAUAA